CUCACAUUUGCCUCCCUCCCUCUCUCCUCCCUCCCCCUCCAGCCUGCUGCUAUCGGAUCUGUGAUGAUAUGUGAUCUCCUGGAUACAAUCAGGCACACACACAAGUACCAGGCACUCCUGCUCAGCCCAGCAAAAUGUCUUUCUCCUAGAAGUGGGUGCUCAUCACAGCCUUCAGAUCCUUGACGAUGUUGCCAUGCUUUCCUUCCUGCCUCCUGCCUUUUGCUGGCUUUGCCUGCCUGCUUUUCCUGCCUGGGGGUCAUCUCUGCCCUGCUGUCUGUAGCUGUAUGGACUACCACACCAUAGACUGCCGGGACCAAGGACUCCCGAGUGUUCCCAACCCCUUUCCUUUGGAUGUGCGGAAACUCCUCAUAGCUGAUAACAACAUCCAGGCGAUACCAGCUGACUUCUUUAUAUUUUAUGGAGAUCUAGUCUAUUUGGACUUCAGGAAUAACUCCCUCACCUCUUUAGAAGAGGGCACUUUUAGCAGUUCUACCAAACUGGUGUAUUUAGACUUAAGCUACAACAAUUUAACACAGCUCGAUGCUGGGAUAUUCAAAUCAGCAGAGAAACUGAUAAAACUGAGCCUUGGAAACAAUAACCUGGUGGAUGUGGACGAGGCUGCUUUUGAGAACCUGGACCAGCUCCAAGUGCUAGAAUUGAAUGACAAUAACUUGCAGAGCCUGAACGUGGCAGCCCUGGAAGCGCUGCCCUCCCUGCGGACCAUCCGCUUGGAGGGCAACCCCUGGGUGUGCGACUGUGACUUUGCCAACCUUUUCAGCUGGAUACAGGACAAUGCAUCCAAGCUCCAGAAAGGUCUCCAUGAAAUCCAGUGCUCCCUGCCCGUGGAGAACAGAAGGAUCUUUCUGAAUGAGUUAUCUGAGGUCAGCUUUAGUGAAUGCAAGUUCAGUUUGUCAUUGACAGACCUUUUUAUCAUCAUCUUUUCUGGAGUUGCCGUGUCCAUCGCCGCAAUUCUCUCCAGCUUCUUCCUGGCCACGCUGGUGCACUGCUUCCAGAGGUGUGCUCCCAGCAAGGAUGAUGAUGAUGAUGAAGAUGACAGCGAGGACUGAACUUAGUCAAACUCCUUAAGUUUCCUUGGUUUCUCACUUACCAGAUCAUCAGCCAAAGUCUCUGAGGAAUAAAAAGUAGAGUGAAAGCUUUAA
Messenger RNA from Catharus ustulatus (Swainson's thrush), 1160 nucleotides. RefSeq names its product leucine-rich repeat-containing protein 38-like. The record is from RefSeq and is a predicted model, not a curated record. Gene Ontology annotation, cellular component: voltage-gated potassium channel complex. Gene Ontology annotation, molecular function: potassium channel activator activity; transmembrane transporter binding; voltage-gated potassium channel activity. Lineage: Eukaryota; Metazoa; Chordata; Aves; Passeriformes; Turdidae. The transcript is spliced from 2 exons. The coding region runs from base 186 to 1067 and encodes 293 amino acids.